AUGUGGUCAGCAUGUUGUCUUGCGCCUGUGUGUUUCUGUGUCUUGUUCCCGUGUGUGUGUGUGUCCUUGUUUGUCUGUGUCCUGGCCCUAACAGGAUGUUGACUGAGCCCUCUGACCGCUGUCUUGUGUCCCAGGUACUCGUUCCAGGAUGAGGAGGACAUGUUCAUGGUGGUGGAUCUGCUGCUGGGAGGGGACCUGCGCUACCACCUCCAACAGAACGUCCAUUUCAACGAGGACGCUGUCAAACUCUACCUGUGUGAGAUGACCCUGGCACUGGACUACCUGCAGAGCCAGCACAUCAUCCACAGGUAUGGACAACAUCCAUAGACACAGCAUCUACUGCACUGGGCUACAUUAUAGGCACAUCAUCCACAGUAUGGGCUACAAUAAUGACACCGUUCGCCAACACCCAGCAUGUGAUUGCUAACACACAGCGGCCACCGUCUCCUUUUAGCUGUUCGUCUUACCUCCCUGACAACGCCUAUCCUGGGUGCCACUUCUGGGACUCCUGGCCCUCUCUCUCCCAUUCCCUGCUCCAGAGACAGACAUCCCAUCACCUCCAUGUCCAGAGGGAGAUGAAUGGCCUGCGUUAGGGGGUGUAGUGAUACAUCAUCACCCUUUUCUCAUCUGUCUUGAGUGUCCUCGGGCAGAGCGGGGAGUCCUGCAUCACUCUUUUCACUGUCCCAGCUCUGACACUGGCUACAUGUUCACCUCACUGCAGAACUUGAGAACCACCGCUCUUGGUCUGAUGAUGUAGGCUUUCAAUAUGUGGGCUCAUUGGAGGAAAAGCCACAGCUUUUAAUUCACUAGUAUUUCACUGGGCAGUGGUUUAGUUGUUUGUGUGCUUUGCAAGGAUCUGAGUUCUCUCCAUCGCAUUCUGAAACUUAAAUGGACAUUCUCCUUUCAUUUUUGCUUCUUUGCAUAUCUAAACAAAGUUCUGGUAUCUACAGUGGCUUGCGAAAGUAUACAUCCCCCAUGGCAUUUUUCCUAUUUUGUUGCCUUACAACCUGGAAUUAAAAUGAAUUUUUUUGAUGUUUGUAUCAUUUGAUUUACAGAACAUGCCUACCACUUUGAAGAUGCACAUUUUUUUGUGUGUGAAACAAACAAGAAAUAAGACCCAAAAAAAACAGAAAACUUGAGCGUGCAUAACUAUUCACCACCCCAAAGUCAAUACUUUGUAGAGCCACCUUUUGCAGCUGCAAGUCUCUUGGGGUAUGUCUCUAUGAGCUUGGCACAUCUAGCCACUGGGAUUUUUGCCCAUUCUUCAAGGCAAAACUGCUCCAGCUCCUUCAAAUUGGAUGGGUUCCGCUGGUGUACAGCAAUCUUUAAGUCAUACCACAGAUUCUCAAUUGGAUUAAGGUUUGGGCUUUGACUAGGCCAUUCCAAGACAUUUAAAUGUUUCCCCUUAAACCACUCGAGUGUUGCUUUAGCAAUAUGCUUAGGGUCAUUGUCCUGCUGGAAGGUGAACCUCCGUCCCAGUCUCAAAUCUCUGGAAGACUGAAACAGGUUUCCCUCAAGAAUUUCCCUGUAUCUAGCUCCAUCCAUCAUUCCUUCAAUUCUGACCAGUUUCCCAGUCCCUGCCGAUGAAAAACAUCCCCACAGCAAGAUGCUGCCACCACCAUGCUUCACAGUGGGGAUGGUGUUCUCUGGGUGAUGAGAGGUGUUGGGUCUGCGCCAGACAUAGUGUUUUCCUUAAUGGCCAAAAAGCUCAAUUUUAGUCUAAUCUGACCAAAGUACCUUCUUCCAUAUGUUUGGGGAGUCUCCCACAUGCCUUUUUCUGGCCACUCUUCCAUAAAGCCUAGCUCUGUGGAGUGUAAGGCUUAAAGUGGUCCUAUGGACAGAUACUCCAAUCUCCACUGUGGAGCUUUGCAGCUCCUUCAGGGUUAUCUUUGCCCUCCUUGCCUGGUCUGUGAGUUUUGGUGGGCAGCCCUCUCUUGGCAGGUUUGUUGUGGUGCCAUAUCUUUCCAUUUUUUAAUAAUGGAUCUCCGUGGGAUGUUCAAAGUUUCAGAUUUUUUUUUUAUAACCCAACCCUAAUCUGUACUUCUCCACAACUUUGGCCCUGACCUGUUUGGAGAGCUCCUUGGUCUUCAUGGUGCCACUUGCUUGGUGGUGUUGCAGACUCUGGGGCCUUUCAGAACAGGUGUAUAUUACAUUUUCAUCAUCUUAUCCAGAGCGACUUACAGUUAGUGCAUACAUAUAUAUUUUUUUUUUCAUACUAGCCCCCUGUGGGAAUCGAACCCACAACCCAGGCGUUGCAAACGCCAUGCUCUACCAACUGAGCUACAUCCCUGCCGGCCAUUCCCUCCCCUACCCUGGGCCAAUUGUGCGCCACCCCAUGGGUCUCCCGGUCAGCUACAACAGAGCCUGGAUUCGAACCAGGAUCUCUAGUGGCACAGCUAGCACUGCGAUGCAGUGCCUUAGACCACUGCGCCACUCGGGUCUAUAUACUGAGAUCAUGUGACAGAUCAUGUGACACUUAGAUUGCACACAGGUGGACUUUAUUUAACUAAUUAUGUGACUUCUGAAGGUAAUUGGUUGCACCAGAUCUUAUUUAGGGACUUCAUAGCAAAGAGGGUGAAUACAUAUGCAUGCACCACUUUUCCGUUAUUUAUUCUUUAGAAUUUUUUGAAACAUUUUUUUUUUUUCAUUUCACUUCACCAAUUUUGACUAUUUUGUGUAUGUCCAUUACAUGAAAUCCAAAUAAAAAUCCAUUUAAAUUACGGGUUGUAAUGCAACAAAAUAGGCAAAACGCCAAAGGGGAUGAAUACUUUUGCAAGGCACUGUAUGUUGCUGUAACCAUCAAUGUUCUUCAAUGUGGGAUGACUUGCAGUCGUGAGCUUUUAUUGAAAUUGCUGAGUGCAGUGCAAAGUGUCAGUGCUGUAAAUGAAAUUGUUUAGGUCCCUGUAGACCAUGAACUCCACUCACUGAUGGUCUCAAAAUGUUUUAACCUUUAUUCCAAAGCUUGUUUUAGCAAAUUGCUCCUCGAAAGUGCAAAGAACUGUGUGGGUGCGUGCAUACUGGUGAGUAGGUGAGUGCGUGUGUGCGUGUGUGCCAUUGAGCGCACACAUACACACAAUUAUGUAGUUCCAACUAGAUAAUCACACACUUGUCCUUUCUUAACUCAGCAGUUAAUUUAAAAAAAAUUCACCUUGUGAUCUUGAUAAAUGUGCUUCACGAUAGUGUUGGGCGGUAUCCAGAUUUUCAUACCGUCAUACCGUUUCUGUACCAUACCAGGGUAUACGGUAUUACCGGAAGUGCACACAAGGGGUGCUAUUUAAAAAUCUAUUUAUUUAUAUUUUUUACGCACAAAACAAUUAGGGCAAAAGGGGUCUUGAACCAGGAGGGGAUUGAAUGUCUCUGCUGUAACCAAGAAGCUUGAUCUUGACAUCUAGCCACUUAGCUAGCAAGUUAGCAAACCAAAUGCGUAUUUAUUUGACACAUCUUAGAUUUCUUAUAGUUAUACUUAACUUAUAGUUAGUUAUAAGCAGUGGCAGGGCACGCACCCCCACAGUCCCCGUGAGGCAGGGGUGCCCCCAACCCCCACAGAAAUAUAUCAAUAUCAAUAUUUCAAAAUACCGUGAUAUACGGUAUAUCGCCCAAGCCUGCUUGAUUAUCCAAAUACCAAUGAAGUCAGUUGAAAAAAUAUUUUACCAAGUCGCUCUGUUUUUAUCUCAUCCUGGCAUCAACUGUUUUGACUGACACAAUUGUGUCUGCUGGAGGAGGCCAAGUACAAUCCCUGGCUAUCUGUGGCCAUCUCCUGCUCUACAAUUUGGUUUCACGCUGUGGGUUUGUGACAGGAAAAUACUAUUAUUUUGUUGCACCAACUGGGGGAAGAAGUGUCUCCUAGCAACAGUCUGCUGCUGCCAUGAUGCCCGAGGAAUGUAAAAUUAGUCUAAGCGAAGAAGUCUCCAAAGAACGCCAGAACUAUCCCCCUGUUUUCUUCUUCUGCACUGGAGACAAACUAAAACAGUGAAAAAAUGUUAACUUCCCUCUUCUAAAGUGGAGUGCUUUGAGGUGGAAUUCCACCUCACACUUGUAAGUCGUCUGCUGCUGGAGUUUCCAUGCUUAGAAAACACAUUUGACUGCAUUGCUAGUCACGUAAAAUACAAAUUGUGUUCAAUGUGCAAUGCUCUGUAUGGUUUUACACAUCAAAUAACCACGGUGGUGGUAUGGUGAGGUGGCAGAGCUUUCAUAUUGGAAUUUCUCGCAUAUCUAUCGGGCAUGAGUAGAAUACAUUUCCAUUAAACCUCUUGAGAAAUACAUCAGUUAGCAAUAGAGAUGUACUGUCUGGUAUAGUAUAGCCUCAGCGUUAACAGGAAUGUUACUUUAGUGAAGUGUAUGAGCUGGUUUUGCAUCAAAUAACCACUGUGGCAGUAUAGAGGCUUUCAUAUUGGAGUUCCUCCCAUACAUUUCCAUUGAAAUCUCUUGAGAAAUACAUCAGUUAGCAAUAGAGACUUACCUCUUGGUAUAGCAUAGCCUUAGUUCACAUGCGUUUUAUAUUAGUGUAGUGUAUGAGACAAAGACUCUGUGGACUAAAUGGCUUGGGCUUGUGAUUACAUUUCCAUUAAACCUCUUGAGUUAUACACCAGUUAAAAAAAGACUUGAUAUAUCCUGAUAUGGUCUUGAUAUAUCCUGAUAUUAUGUUAGUGUAGUGUAUGAGACUCUAUGUGGACUAAAUGUAUUAGUCACACUUGCGUGACAGGCAGCAUCAUUUAAAAAGUGGUGUGGGCUUUGUUAAUUGGCUGUGGGCUGUGCUGGUGGGUCUCCACUGCAUGGGUGCCCCAUGUAAUAAGCAUGUGUGGAGAAAACCUGCGAGUGCCUCCAAGGGAUUGGAUUGGAAAUCGCCAUGUUCCCAAUGUUCCCGUUCAUCCAUGUCCAAUCUAGUGGUGUAGGGAUCGAUACAUUGGAACACAUACACACAUGGGCACACAUUCACAUACAUAAUACAUACCCACAUGAUGUAAGCAUAGAAUAACAUACGCCAAGACACACACACAAACACACACACACCUACAAUCCUCAACAGGCAGAUACACAUGUAACACAUACAGCUACCCAUUCUGUUCCACACACGUGCAAGCACAUGCACGUGCACAAUUAGAAACACACAUUCUGUGACACACGUUUUAUAUUGACUAUAAAUAGUUCCAUGUUCUUAGACACUGAUUUAUCUGUGUUUCUCUCCCUCUUUUUCUCACAGGGAUAUCAAACCAGACAACAUCUUGUUGGAUGAGCAAGGUGAGCAUGCCUCUUCUUAGAGAUGACUUUAUCCUGUACUCAUGAGAUGUCCGCGACAUGUCACAGACAGACCUGUGUACAUGUUUUACCUUUAUGUCACAUACUACAGUGCAUUUAGAAAGUAUUCACACCCCAUGACUUUUUCCACAUUUUGUUGUUGUGCCUGAAUUUAAACUUAAAUUGAGAUUUUGUGUCAGUGGCCUACACACAAUACCCCAUAAUGUCAAUGUGUAAUUGUGUUUUUAGACAUUUUGACAAAUUAAUAAAAAAUGAAAAGCUGAAAUGUUUUGAGUCAAUAAGUAUUCAACCCCUUUGUUAUGGCAAGCCUAAAUAAGUUCAUGAGUAAAAAUGUGCUUAACAAGACACAUAAUAAGUUGCAUUUACUCACUCUGUGUGCAAUAAUAGUGUUUAACAUCAUUUUUGAAUGACUUCCUCAUCUCUGUACCCCACACAUAUUAUCUGUAGGGUCCCUCAGUCGAGCAGUGAAUUUCAAACACAGAUUCAACCAUUUCGUGGUUCUCUGUAGCUCAGCUGGUAGAGCACGGCGCUUGUAACGGCAGGGUAGUGGGUUCGAUCACCGGGACCACCCAUACACAAAAAUGUAUGCACGCAUGACUGUAAGUCGCUUUGGAUAAAAGCGUCUGCUAAACAGUAUAUUAUUAUUAUAAAGAGCAGGGAGGUUUUCCAAUGCCUCGCAAAGAAGGGCACCUAUUGGUAGAUGGUUUAAAAUAAAAAAAAGCAGACAUUGAAUAUCCCUUUGAGCAUGGUGAAGUUAUUAAUUACACUUUGGAUGGUGUAUCAAUACACCCAGUCACUACAAAGAUACAGGUGUCCUUCCUAACUCAGUUGCUGGAGAGGAAGCAAAUCGCUCAGGGAUUUUAAAACAGCUACAGAGUUCAAUGGCUGUGAUGGAAGAAAACUGAGGAUCCUCAGAGAAAAACCUCCUUCAGUCUGCUUUACACCAGAGACUGGGAGAGGAAUUCACCUUAUAGCAGGAAAAUAACCUACAACACAAGGCCAAAUCUACACUGGAGUUGUUUACCAAGAAGACAGUGAAUGUUCCUAAGUGGCCAAGUUACAAUUUUGACUUAAAUCUGCUUGAAAAUCUAUGGCAAAACUUGAAAAUUGCUGUCUAGCCAUGAUCUCCAACAUCUUGACAGAGCUUGAAGAAUUUUGAAAAGAAUAAUAGGCAAGUAUUGCACAAUCCAGAUGUGCAAAUCUCUUAUAGACUUACCCAAGACGAUUCACAGCUGUAAUCUAUGCCAAAUGUGUUUCUAACAUAUAUUGACUCAGGGGGUUGAGUACUUAUGCAACAACUGGGCGGCAGGUAGCUUAGUGGGUAAGAGCGUUGUGCCAGUAACCGAAAGGUUGCUGGUUCUAAUCCCCGAGCCGACUAGGUGAAAAAUCUGUUGAUGUGCCCUUAAGCAAGGCACUUAACCCUAAUUGCUCAUGUAAAUCGCUCUGGAUAAGAGCGUCUGCUAAAAUGAAAUGUAAUAUUUUAGUUAUUACAUUUUUCUUCUUCCACUUUGACAUUACAGAGUAUUUUGUGUAGAUUGUUGACAAAAAAUGACAAUUAAAUACAUUUUAAUCCCACUUUGUAACACAAUACAAUGUGAAGAAAUACAAGGGGACUGAAUACUUUUGCAAGGCACUGUAUAUGUUUUAUUGUCACAUACACUGGAUAGGUGCAGUGAAAUGUGUUGUUUUACAGGGUCAGCCAUAGUAUUAUGGCACCCCUGGAGCAAAUGAGUGUUAAGUGCCUUGCUCAAGGGCACAUCAACAGAUUUGUCACCUUUGUAGGGGCGGAGGUAGGAUUCAUAACCUCGUCGCUAGCGGUUAUAUUUGGUCUGGAGUUGACAGUACUACCACUAGACCAGACUCUGGCACACAGGUCUUGUUGACACACUGAAUCAUGUUUUCACUAAGCUAUUUGUGUUUUAUUUUUCGUUAUCAGUUAGUUAGUCAGAGUUAGAUCCUGUAGCUUGAAGUUUAUUUUGGCUAGUUCUGUUGGAGAAAUAAACAUGUUUUGGGGAUUUUAUGGAUGUUGUGUUAUACAUAUAUAUAUGUAUAAAAAAAUGUAUACACUCACUAACUGUAAGUUGCUCUGGAUAAGAGCGUCUGCUAAAUGACUAAAAUGUAAGUAUAUAUAUAUAUACAUAUUAAGUAGUUUGGUUCUGAUGCUGCAUUCAUAACAAGUGGGAAACUUGGAAAAUACUACUAAUAACAAAUUAUAGUGUUUAAAAACCAUAUUAAUAGAUUGUUUUUUAUAAAUCAUGUUUUGUUGUUCCAUUUAACUGCCAAAAAUGCUGUUGGCAGGUAAUUUCCUUAGUAUGUGAUGUGAGAGUUUAGCAUAUGGGAGAAGUUGGAGCUCAGAGUUGGUAGACGAGUUUCCCACUAACCAAUAAAACGAGAUGUUAUGAACGCAGCAUAAGCACGAUAUCUUCACAGGCCACGCCCACCUGACAGACUUCAACAUCGCUACAAUAAUCAAGGAUGGAGAGAGGGCCACUGCCUUAGCUGGAACCAAGCCCUACAUGGGUAAGACUCUCACCUGUAAUUCCUUCAGCCCUUGGAAACCCUUAUCACUAGCCUGGUCCCAGAUCUGUUUGUGCUGUCUUGCCAACUCCUAUAGUCAUUAUCACAACUAUGACAAGACAGAUCUGGGACCCGGAAACCUUAUCACUAACAUACUGUGUAAAUAUCCAUCAGUGUGCUAUGGUCUUGUCUGGGUGUAGCCUAGAUGUCUGACCCUGUCUGUGUUGUAACCCCUCCAGCCCCAGAGAUCUUCCAGUCCUUUGUGAGUGGGGGGACGGGUUAUGCCUUUGAGGUGGACUGGUGGUCACUAGGUGUGACGGUCUUUGAGGUGCUGCGUGGAUGGGUAAGGAAAGGCAUUAUGGGAAGUGGAGCUGUUCUUGAGUUAUGGCAACUGACGCUUACUGUAUGUGGUUGAUAGUCAUCUCUUUCCAUCUCUCUCACUGUCUGUCUAUGCUUUCCUCACCCUCUCUCUCCCUCCCUCCUCUCUUUCUCUCUUUGUCUCUCGCUCUCUUUCUCUUUCCCUACCUCUCUCUCAUACCCCCUUUCUCUCUCUUUCUUCCCUUCCUCUCUCUCUCUCCCUCUUCCCUCUCCCUCGCACCCUCUCUCCCUUUCUCCCUCUGUCAGAGGCCCUAUGAGAUCCAUGCCAGUAACUCAGUGGAGUCUUUAAUGCAGCUCUUCAGUACAGUCAGUGUGCAGUACAACACCGCCUGGCCCAAGGACCUGGUCCAUCUCAUGAGGAAGGUGAGUGGAAAGGGGAGGGGAGGAGGAAGAGCGGAGAGCAGAGGAAAUGAGAGUGGAGAGGUCCAGUGUCUGCUCCAGUCAGAGCCAAAGUGGAGGCUCCAGAGCGAUGGCAUCGGUCUCUUCCGCUCGGGUGCUGAUCGAUUACCAUGUCUGAACUCCACCGAGACAGACUUAACCAGCCCUCUGGGAGAAAUGACUUGCCGUCAGAAUUUUGGGAGUAGGAGAGUUGGGAGAGAGACUGUUGCCAUGACAACAGACCACAUCCCAAAAUCAUUUUUCCUAGGUGUAUGUUAAGCUGUAACAGGGACAAUUCAAACAGCUAUUUUCCUCCAUUGUAGAUACAACACUAUUGAUACAAGUCACAUGUAUUUAUUUUCUCCCCUGACAAUGAUCUCAAUCCUUCUCUGAUUCCAUCUAUGCUAAUCAGGGAAGCGUCUUUAUUUUGGAUUUAUAAGGCACCUGAUCCUUGUACUGCACGACUGUGGCUGACUUAAGAGUGCCCCCUAAUGGUGAUACCACCUAGGUUAUUGGAUCAGAUUUUAGCAUUCAACUUGUUUUGUCUAAAGCCAUAAGGUUUUUUCAAUUCAAUACGACUUUAUAAAUCCCUGAGGGGAAUUUAGGAAGGAAUGAAGUGUAUCUCUCUAUAGAGGUGAUAUUAUUUGAGUCUUUAAGGGGACUAAAUGAGGUAUAAUCUGUGCGUGUGUGUGUGUAUGUGCGUGUGUGUGUGUGUGUGUGUGUGUGUGUGUGUGUGUGUGUGCGUGCAUUUGCGCAUGUGUGUGUGUGCGCGAGUGUGUCUCCCAGCUGCUGACGGUGAACCCAGAGCAUCGUUUCUCCAGCCUGUCUCACAUGCAGACGGCUCCCUACCUCUCUAACAUCAACUGGGAUGCUGUUUACGAGAAGAAGAUAGAUGCUGGGUUCGUUCCUAACGUAAGUAUAGACCAUAAAUCUAUCACAUAGGAGCAUAGAGUUUUCACCUUUUAUGGACCAUAAACACUGAUUCACACUUCACACAUAAUACAGUAUAUUCACUACUUGACCAAAAGUAUGUGGACACCUGCUUGUCGAACAUCUCAUUACAAAAACAUGGCCAUUAAUAUGGAGUUGCCCCCCCCCCCUUUGCUGCUAUAACAGCCUCCACUCUUCUGAGAAGCCUUUCCACUAGAUGUUGGAACAUUGCUGUGGUCCUCUGUAGCUCAGCUGGUAGAGCACAGCGCUUGUAAUGCCAAGGUAGUGGGUUCGAUCCCCGGGACGACCCAUACACAAAAAUGUAUGCACGCAUGACUGUAAGUCGCUUUGGAUAAAAGCGUCUGCUAAAUGGCAAAUUAUUAUUAUUAUUUACUUGCUUCCAUUCAGCCACAAGAGCAUUAGUGAGGUCAGGCACUGAUGUUGGCCAAUUAGGCCUGGCUCGCAGUCGGCGUUCCAAUUCAUCCCAAAGGUGUUCGAUGGGGUUGAGGUCAGGGCUCUGUGCAGGCCAGUCAAGUUCUUCCACACUGAUCUCGUCAAACCAUUUCUGUAUGGACCUCGCUUUGUGCACAAGGGCAUUGUCAUGCUGAAACAGGAAAGAGCCUUCCCCAAACUGUUGCCACAAAUUUGGAAGCACAGAAUCGUCUAGAAUUUCAUUGUAUAUUGUAGCGUUAAGAUUUGGCGGCGAGCUUUACACCACUCCAGCCGGCGUUUGGCAUUGUGCAUGGUGAUCUUAGGCUUGUGUGCGGCUGCUCGGCCAUGGAAGCUCAUUUCAAGGAUGCACCUGAGCUCAAUUUCGAGUCUCAUAGCAAAGGGUCUGAAUUUAUAAAAACCUGUUUUCGCUUUGUCAUUAUGGGGUAUUGUGUGUAGAUUGAUGAGGAAUAAGGCUGUAACGUAACAAAAUGUGGAAAAAGGGAAGGGGUCUGAAUACUUUCCAAAUGUACUGUAUUUGUCAUGUUGUACGCAGUACAAUGAAAUGCUUACUUGCAGGUACACCUGUGUGUGUGUGUGUGUGCUUGCGUUCGUCCGUGCGCGCGCGUGUGUGUGUGUGCCUGUAUUAGUGUAUAUAGUCAUUCAUUAGUGUACUGUGUGUCUUGGUUCCACAGAAGGGCCGUCUGCAUUGCGACCCCACCUUUGAGCUGGAGGAGAUGAUACUAGAAUCUCGUCCCCUCCACAAGAAGAAGAAGAGACUGGCCAAGAACAGGUCACGGGAAGCCAGCAAGGAUUCCCAGUCUGUGAGUGUCACAUCACCCAGUCUACUGACUGUGCCUGGGUCAUGUUCAUUAGGCACCAAACGGAAGAAAACGGACUGAAACUUGGAGGGACUACCUGAACUUGUCCAAUUUGAAACGUUUAUGUUUGUUUUCCGUUGCAAAAUGUUUUGUUAUGGCGUGCCCUAAUGAAUACAACCCUUGUAAAUAGUCCUUUAACCUGAGGUAUUGGACAGUUUGGCAGAUCUUGGUUUACACAGAGCGCAGGGUGCCUUCUGUAGCCUUCUGUUCCCCAGUUGUUAUUUUUGUCCCUUCAUUUCAUGAAUAUCAUCAAUCUCUUUGUCUUGAAAACCGGUUAUUUGCUUGCAUGAUUACAGUAUUUUAAGAAACCCACUUUAUUAUCUGUGAUUGCGGCCGUAAUUUACCAUGGAUUUUAGACAAUCCAUAUUUAUGAGCUGUGCCAGGUUUUCAUCCGCCAAACCCCUCAUUACGAGCUCCACAUUAUUAAUGUUGACCUUCAGUGUUAUCAAAAAGUGAUCUCUGGGUGCUGUAAAAGCAGUAAAGCUUGUAUCUUCUAACAAUAGCCCCCAUCUUACUCCGGGCCUGACACGUCUUCUAGUGUGUGAGGGGGCUGGGUUAUUACCUAGAUUAUUAAAUUAUGAAGCCUUCAGUGGUGUUGUGAUGCCCACAAGUGCUUUUGGAAAUAUGAGCUUCUAUUUUUGUCCUGUGCCAAAAGCCUAAUUUGAGGGAAAGAACACAAACAAAUCACCAGGCGUGAUUUAAAGGAGGGAAGAAGGAAAAAGGGGGUGUUUGUAAUCUUUCAGGUCUCGCUGGUGAUUGAUUGAGGUGAGAUUGAUCUCCUCGUUCGUCGGUGUCACCCUGUGUGUGUGAUGAUAAUGGCUGUUCUCUUUCCUUACUGCCCUCAGGAAAAUGACUACCUACAGGAGUGCCUUGAAGUCGUGCAGUCUGAGUUCAUGAUCUUCAACCGCGAGAAGUAAGACCACAAACCAAACACUUCACCUGGGAGACAAAUCUAAAUACAUUCAUGUUAAACCAUUUAGGAAAAUUGUAUUUAAAGUGGUAUGCAUAAGGCUGACAUAACACCUACAUAAGGACUAGGACACCUGACAUACACAUGAAUAGAUAUUAAUGAGUGUCCCACAUUGUUAGCUCUGUAAUAUACUAAGAUAAUAUAAAUGCGGACCCAAUCACUGAACCUGGGAGACCAAUAAAAAACACAUUGUUACAUCAAUCUUAGCUCUAUUUAUACUACGUAAUUCCUGUGUAGCUCAGUUGGUAGAGCAUGGUGUUUGCAAUGCCAUGGUUGUAGGUUCGAUUCCCACGGGGGGCCAGUAUGAAAAAAAAUGUGUAUGCACUCACUAACUGUAAGUCGCUCUGGAUAAGAGCGUCUGCUAAAAUGUAAAUGUAAUGUCAUUGUUUAAUACUCAUUCCUGAUUGGCUUGAAGGGCAUUCUAGAGAGUGCAUUAUUUCCCUAUAGCCCACAGUAUAUGAGCACGGUAGAAUUCAAUGGCUAUACUUCAUUCUUCUAUGUUUGAGCUGCUUUUGAAAUCAAAAGUCGAAUUGAAAACAUUAUUGGCAUUGUUGAAUUCAAUUUUCAUAAUAGCAAGCUAGAACUGAUGUUUUGGUAAGCUAAACUAGCAAAUCUGUUUGUUUGGUUACCAAGGUAACUACUGUAGCUAUCUACAGUGCAUUCAGAAAGUAUUCAGACCCCUUGACUUUUUCCACAUUUUGUUACGAUACAGCCUUAUUGUAAAAUUGAUUACAUAAUUUUUUUCCCUCAUCAAUCUAGACACAAUACCCCAUAAUGACAUUUUUGCAAAUAAAAAAACAACUGAAAUAUGGAUUCAGACCAUUUACUCAGUACUUUAUUGAAGCCCCUUUGGCAGCGAUUACAGCAUUGAGUCUUCUUGGGUAUGACGCUAGAAGCUUAGCACACCUGUAUUUGGGGAGUUUCUCCUAUUCUUCUCUGCAGAUCCUCUCAAGCUCUGUCAGGUUGGAUGGGGAGCGUUGCAGCAAAGCUAUUUUAAGGUCUCUCCAGAGAUGUUCGAUCAGGUUCAAGUCCGGGCUCUCAGAGACUUGUCCCGAAGCCACUCCUGCGUUGUCUUGGCUGUGUGCUUAAGGUCAUUGUCCUGUUGGAAGGUGAACCUUCGCCCCAGUCUGAGGUCCUGAGCACUCUGGAGCAGGUUUUCAUCAAGGAUCUCUCUGUACUUUGCUCUGUUCAUCCUUCCCUCAAUCCUGACUAGUCUCCCAGUCCCUGCUGCUGAAAAACAUCCCCACAGCAUGAUGCUGCCACCACAAUGCUUCACCAUAGGGAUGGUGCCAGGAUUCCUCCAGACGGGACACUUGGUGGAACAAGCUCCCUCACGACGCCAGGACAGCGACGCCAGGACAGCGGAGUCACUCAACUCCUUCCGGAGACAUUUGAAACCCCACCUCUUUAAGGAAUAGGAUAAAGUAAUCCUUCUACCCCCCCCCCCCCCCCCCCAAAAAAAAAGGCCAAAAGAGUUCAAUCUUGGUUUCAUCAGACCAGAUAAUCUUGUUUCUCAUGGUCUGAGAGUCUUUAGGUGCCUUUUGGAAAACUCCAAGGGGGCUGUCAUGUGCCUUUUACUGAGGAGUGGCUUCUGUCUGGCCACUCUACCAUAAAGGCCUGAUUGGUGGAGUGCUGCAGAGAUGGGUGUCCUUCUGGAAGGUUCUCCCAUCUUCAUAGAGGAACUCUGGAGCUCUGUCAGAGUGACCUCCCUAACCAAGGCCCUUCUCCCUCGAUUGCUCAGUUUGGCCGGGCGGCCAACUCUAGGAAGAGUCUUGGUGGUUCCAAACUUCUUCCAUUUAAGAAUGAUGGAGGCCACUGAGUUCUUGGGGACCUUCAAUGGUGCAAAAACGUUUUGGUACCCUUCCCCAGGUCUGUGCCUCGACACAAUCCUGUCUCGGAGCUCUCCGGACAAUUCCUUCGACCUCAUGGCUUGGUUUUUGCUCUGAUAUGCACUGUCAACUGUGGGACCUUAUAUAGACAGGUGUGUGCCUUUCCAAAUCAUGUCCAAUCAAUUGAAUUUACCACAGGUGGACUCCAAUCAAUUUGUAGAAACAUCUCAAGGUAGAUCAAUUGAAACAGGAUGUACCUGAGCUCAAUUUCGAGUCACAUAGCAAAGGGUCUGAAUACUUAUGUAAAUAAGGUCUUUCUGUUCUUAAGUUUUUAUAAAUGUGCAGAUUUCACUUUGUCAUUAUGGGGUAUUGUGUGUAGAUUGAUGAGGAUUUGUAUUUAUUUAAUCCCUUUUAGAAUAAGGCUUUAACGUAACAAAAUGUGGAAAAAGUCAAGGGAUCUGAAUACUUUCCGAAUGCACUGUAUAUAGUAACUUGCUAGCUACUUCAGUGGAUGUUGAACACAUUUCUACCGGCAAAUGUACACAUUUCUAGUGGAAAAUGUGUUAAAUUAUAUCCAUUGUAUAAAAGGGAUAAUCAACUCGGGGCUCUAUGCGUUCUCUGGAAAAUAAUGCAACUUUGUGGAAGGCUAGUUCCAUUCCGCUACUGUAGCGCAUCGUGGAACACACCUUCCACGUCGUUCAUUAUUUUCCAGAGAGCGCAUAGCCCCUUGUCGAUUAUCCCUUACAUUUGACAUAAGUACCAAGAUUAUAUAACGAUUAUUUACAUGGUCAUUUCUCCAUGUAAUCUAUCCUUUACAGAACAAUAUGCAAUAUAAUGCAAUAUGUGGUCUUCAUAUCAAAGGUUAGAAGGUGGUGUUAUGAAUCAGCCUUAUAAUAGCUUUAGGUUUCUGCCAUCAUAAUUUUAAGUUUAUGGUGAAUAACUGUUUAUGUGCUACUGUACAUCCUCCCUGUCCAAUGUUGCUUCCAGUGACAUUGACAUCACUGAAAUUCUCUGUACAUUACCUCGACUUAAUGAUGGCGUUAUAAAUAUAUAUAGCUGUUUUAUGACCUAUAUUGUUGCCGUAAUGCUAUGCUUAUAUCAAGAGAUCCUACACUGGUGACGAUAGCUCAUAUUUCAUGUAAUUAAAAAAUUAUUACUUCAUUUAUUAUUUACCUGUCUGAGAUUGCAGCAUAAUUUGGAAUUCUUCCUGCAUGGCAAGUUGAGUUUUCUUAUUGCUAUAAUUAAUGGAGCUUGAGUUCUAUUUUUACUACUUGGGCAUAAUUUCUAGACAGAGAGUAUAUCACAGUCCUUAGACUGUCCUAUGUAUUCUAAUCACAAAUGGGUUUUUCUCUCCUAUCGCGUGUGUGGGUGCACGUGUGCAUGUGUAUGAAUGUAUGUAUGUAUGUAUGUAUGUAUGGAUGGAUGUCUCUCAGGUUGAAAAAGAGGCAGGAGGAGGGUGCAGAGGGAGGGGAGUCUGAAGGAGCUGCCGAGGGGGGUGAUGAUGGUGAUGGAGACGGAUCCGGGGAGGCUGAGGGAGGCACAGAGGAUGAGGAUCCCGAACCCGAACCCGAGUCCUCCUCCAAACUAAGCAUGUGCGGCUCGGUCUGCUCCUCUCCUGGCAGCUGCUAGCACCACAUCGCCACCUGGUGGUCUCUCAGGCUGCUGUGUGUGUGUAACCAUGCCUAUAGAUGCUCUAACCUCUCCUAUGUAGCCAUGAUGACUGGAGGAACUGGAACGCACAGCAGGACACAAAAUGGCUCUCCUAUUUCUUCUUCUGUAGCAUCCACCGUUAAGGCAUGAAUUAAACUGCAGGUUACAGAGCGGUCCCACCCUCCGCGCCCUAGAGUAAGCUCUAACUCAUUUCUAUGCAACGUACAGUAUAGCAUGAAAGUAAGGUAUCAUUACGAGAGGGGAUAACAAGCAGCAUAAGCCACACAAUAUAUGAGCAUGACAACAUACAGAGCAAUAGGAGCCAGGUUUAAGAGUUUUUUUGCAGAGCCUUCCCGCUCGCUUAGCCUCGGGUAGAUGUAGCUACCUCUGCAAACUCACAUACUGAAUUAUUCAACUGAGUUAGGCACUCUUAGUUUUCUUUGCCUGUGUAGCUCAUGCAAUCCCUCUCCUACUCUCUGUGCACUCCUCCUAUUCAGAACCACUAUUACUGUUGUUAGGGUAACUUCUCCAAAUGCCUUUAAUUUCAAUGAUAAUAUAUAAUUGUUCAAGUAUCACAAUGCCAAUAUACAGUGUAGUGCACAUAGAUAUAGAAUAACUAUUCUAUUACUAUGUUCUAUGGAAUUCUAUUUCUAAGGUAGUGCAGCGGAAAGAUACUUUUAGAGGAGGGUAAAUGUUGUUUCCAGUCGCAGUAAGUGAGCCUUCUAAUAGAUACAGUAUGGGCCGUUCGGGACAAAGAGGUUUUGCAAUUUAAAAUAAAUCACUAGUUCAAUCCAAUGAUGUAGAACCACUUUUAAGUGGUGUUGAUUGUUAAUCAAUAGCCAUUCAUUACACGUUAAUUUAGGCUAUAGAAUGCAUCAGCAUGCUGGUUUGAUUUUACUACGGUGGUUACGCUCCUCCAACGAAACCUUUUUCCAGACAUUGUUAGAUUUUCAAAUGCCCUGUCAGUUAGAGGAACUUAGUACAACUGUGGUGUAAAAGGAAGGUUUCCCUCACCAUCGAUCUCUGUGACUGUUGCCAAGAUGCUGUUCUAAUCUCCCACUGUUCCACUGGGGGUUACAUGCUCAUACUGCUUGAGUUCUUAUAUGUUAAACAUAAACAUUGUCACUACCAGGGGAUCAGACCAUAGAAGGAGAAUCAUAUUGAGUGGACCCAUAAGGGUUUAGUCAAA
Coregonus sp. 'balchen' is the source of this 16407-nucleotide messenger RNA. The record is from the annotation of a GenBank genome assembly. NCBI's taxonomy places the organism in Eukaryota, Metazoa, Chordata, Actinopteri, Salmoniformes, Salmonidae.